CCCGGCGUCCUCCCUCCAGCUCCGGCUCCUCCUCCUCCCCUCCAGCCCCGGCGCCCGCAGCGGGCUCCAAGAGGCGGGCGGGUGCGCCUCCCCCUCUUCGUCCUCCCCCUCGUCUCGCUCUCUCGCGGCUAACUUUCCCGAGCCCCGACCCGCUGCGCGGAGCACCCCGGCCAGUUUGCCGGACCCAGAGCCGACCUCGGGCGGAGAGUGCGGGGGUGCCCAGUAUCUCAUCUCAAGCCCUCGGAGCGCUCCGAAGAGAACAGGACCAUGUUCUGGGAUGGGGACCGAGGCAUAACCCUGGCGAGAUGGCUGGGCACUGGGCUUUUGGGUCUCUUCCUGCUCCCUGUGUCCUGGUCAUUGGAGGUGUCUGUGGGAAAGGCCACCACCAUCUACGCUAUCAAUGGCUCAGCGAUCCUGCUGCCUUGCACCUUCUCCAGCUGUUUUGGCUUCGAGAAUCUCUACUUCAGGUGGUCCUACAAUGGCACCGAUACCUACAAGAUCCUCAUAGACGGCAUUGUGAAGAACGAGAAGUCUGACCCCAAGGUGAGGACGAAGGAUGAUGACCGCAUCACCCUGGAGGGCUCCACUAAGGAGAAGAUGAACAACAUCUCCAUCCUGCUGAGUGACCUGGAGUUCAGCGACACCGGCAAAUACACCUGCUUCGUGAGGAACCCCAAAGAGAAGGACCUGAACAACUCGGCCACCAUCUUCCUCCAAGUGGUUGACAAGUUGGAAGAAGUGGACAAUACGGUGACACUCAUCAUCCUGGCUGUGGUGGGCGGGGUCAUUGGUCUUCUGGUCUGCAUUCUGCUGCUGAAGAAGCUCAUCACCUUCAUCCUCAAGAAGACCCGAGAAAAGAAGAAGGAGUGUCUUGUGAGUUCCUCUGGGAAUGACAACACAGAGAACGGGCUUCCUGGCUCCAAGGCAGAAGAGAAGCCACCCACAAAAGUGUGAGGCCCUGCUCGGGCCAAGCAGUGCAGGGAGCCUCACUUUCCGAUGGUGACACGGAUGCCUGGGUUCUGUCUGUAGACACCCACUGAGAUGUGUGCUGCUUGGCCCAAACUGUAGUCUCUCUGAGCAGAAGGACCUGAUCCUGUCCUGUCCAGCCUGCGCUACCAUUCUCCCCCUAGCCAGGGCUUCCCAGGGCAAGGGCUGUUUAGGGGAGGAAGCCUAUAGGAGAUCGAAGAAAGGGAAAGGCAGGGCUGGAGCCCUGUGGAAGGGUUGGUCCCUGGCACCUGGGAAAAUGGGGUCCCCUUUAGACUUCCCACCUCCGUGAACCCUCACUUUCCCCUCACUUUUCCUACUCAUCUUUCACCAGGAAAUCGGGGUGACCAGAAGGCUGCUCCCAAAGCUGGGGUUCAGAGAUGAGCUCUUGAGAUGCUGGGAAUGUGCUAGAACUCUGGGGUGUAGUCUGCUGGAAGUGGGGCCAGUUCAGAGAUGCUGGCUGGGCUUUGAAGGAUAUCAGGCUUCCAGAAAUUCCUUCAGAGGAGACUUCUCUUCCCCCACCCCAGAACACCUGCACACACUGUUCUGGCUCCCUGUCCAGCCUUCUGCUCUGAAUUUGUAGGAUCCCCACCCCCAGGUCGGCCUGGAUGCCCUGAACUUCAAGUGUCCCAGUCUACCCUAGCCUGUCUUUGCUCUCGAUUGCAGCAGCUGAGGAGGCUUGUGGGGAGGUCCUCCAUCCUCCCUGGAGCACUGGGAUGCUAUAUGCAUCUUUUCUCACUUUGCUUUUCGGGUUUCAGAGGUGGGAGAACAGCGUCUCCAACCUCCCAGCGUUUGGAAUGUCUAUCCCAGCCCUACAGGACUGACAACCCUUAUCCUUGGCAUGGCAGGACCAUGCCACCCUGGCACUCCCAGAGCACAGUUUUCCCCACUUCUGCCCUUCUCUUGAAACAGCUGAUGUUGCCACCUUACCCGAGGAAUGGUUUGCUAGAACCUUCCAUCCUUUCCCUUUGCUCCUCCUAUGUCCCUCCAGCAUGUCUGGCCUUUCCCUGCCCCCAAAUCCAUCCUUUUCCCAGCCCUGGGUCUGCCUUUGCCUCAGGGACCCUUGUUUCCAGAGAAGGCCCUUGGCUUUUCCAGCUGCUUUCUGCCCAGCUGGGUCAGCUCCUCUCCCAGCCUGAGGUUGAGGAGGAGCAGAGAGCGGGUUCUUAUGCUUUCUCGCUCCUUCCUGCAGAGCCGGUUUGCACACCCCUCGAGUGUGGGGCUAGAUUGUGCCUUAGCUCCCUGAGUCCUGGUUCUUACCCCAUUUCCUUUGGCUCACACUCCCUGACUUAAUUCCAUAGUCUGGUGUGACAAUGGUGGGGUUCCCCAGCUCCCCUCCCCAAGGUCGUAGGGGAGGCCUUGCAGCUGGAGCUGUGUUGACAAUGGCCCUUUGGCUGGUGGUAGUCUUGAAGACACCUGUGAGGUGUCUCAUCCUUGUCCUUAUUGUGAACAUGGGAUGACAUCGGAUGUGGGACCUCCAGGUGAGUUUGAUUGUGGGGGGUCACUAUGGGAUAUGAGAUGUGAUAACGGGGUACCUCCAACUCCUUCAUCAGGUUUAUGAUACUCUUGGGUCCCCAGAAGAUGAAGACCAUUCCUCUUCCUAGGGAGUCUAAGGCCUGUUGCAGGCUCUGCCCGGGCGUAGCUGAAGGCUUACCCCAAAGUAGAAGUGAGGGUCUAAGGAGCAAUAGGGCCUGUAGGGGCCUGAGGCUAUGGCUUGCGUCUCUUGUCCAAGCCCAGGAGCUCACAGGUCCUUACCUCCUCUCCUCCUGUCCUUCACAUGGAACCCGUUGUGGGCUGGGGUAAAAGCUGCCCUUCUCCCGCUUUAUAUUUCAUUUGAGACAGAGUCUCAGGUAGCCCAGGCUGGCCUCCAACUUCCUACAUAGCCAAGGCUGGCCUUGAACUCCCGACCUUCUGCCUCCACCACCCCAGUGCUGGGAUGACGGGCGUGACCCCACACCCUGCUCGGAGCAACCUGGCUCUGAGAGCAAACAUGGCACCCGAGCCUCCAGCCAGCCAUUCAGGAAACUUCCAGCUGCCUUCACAUAAACUGCUUUCUUCCCCAACACAGGAAGGGGCCAAGUGCUGUGGGCAAUUCUUGCUUUCUUGAGAGGAAGCUGAGGCGUGUUACCCUGCCCCUCUUCCCGUCACUGUCGGCUUACAGGCAACCCUUGCAGCUUCUCCCGUCUACCCAGAGGGUGAAGUCGUACCUACCUCACAGGACUGUUGUGAGGCUUGGCGAUUGGUUUUGCUUUGUUCUUGCUUGGCUUGGAAAGGCAUUGGGAAACAAGGCUUUUAACUGGAGAGAGUGUUCCACGGCUGUCCUGUCCUCAUCCCUAUAACCCACAUAUGCCUCACACUCUUCCUCUUCCCUUUGGAACCAUAGGAACCAUAACUCUGAUUGAUGCUUAAAGUAUCUUGUCCAUGGCACUUUUUUUUUUAAAAUGAAGAUGAAUGAGACUAUGGGGGUCAUUUUCUUAUUGUUGUCCCAAUGCCUGUGAUACUAUUGGCGUUUAAUGGAUAGGGAGUAAGAGCACAAAACUUAGUCCUCUUGACAGAGAAUGUCCGGUCCUAGUACUAGCUUCACGCCUGUGCAGACAUUGCCACGGACUGCAUUACAAUGUAUACUCACAAAGCCAUUUCCCCCAGCCAGACCCUCUGGCAGGCAAGUUUUCAGUAGUGAUCUCAGGGUUGCUAAGGGUGCUCCCUGCACCACUGGGCUACAGAACCUCUUAUACGGUUGACUUUGGAAAACCUGGGCCCAUGCAGUUGUGCUGACAGUGAUGUCAGUGAGACCAAAGAUGAAGCACAAGUCCCUCAUCCUUGACCUCCGAAUAGACAUCUGCCUUGGAGGGCCCAGAUCGCUCUAUGGAGAAACUGAGGAGCAGAAGGCAACUGGAACCAGCCUGCAGGGCUGGAGGGCCCGAGAGCGGGAUGGACAAGGGGGCAGAAUGUCACACCUCUGACUGACCAGCUUUUGUGGAGUCUGGGAGACAAGAGCAUCCUUUAAACGGUGGGACUCGAAGGUGCUCUGGUGUGAAGUGGGUGUGGCAGGGUGUGCCUGAAGAGGGUGCACUGUGCACGCAAAGAGCCAUGUGAGAUGGGGGGAGGGGCUCUGCCUUUGCAGUAGCCUGAGCUGGAGACUGAGGAAGGGUCAGAGACAGAAAUGAACAGCCACACUCCUGGAUUCCACUGGGUGACUCCAUGGACAGAAAACGGUCAUUGGAAGGCUGGGGCAGGGAUGCCGAAAAGAAGGAUUUGUGGGGAAAUCCUCUAGCUUGCUGCACUUUGUUUUGUCCCGGAUUGGAGUCCCUGCUCUCCUCCCUCCUACCGGAUACGCAGUGCUUUUGACUAUCUUAUGCAUGGUUUACUCAUCUGGCUUGGAUGGCUGUACCCAUAGUCAGUUUUCCUAUAUACCUUUAUAGAUCAAACAGGAUAGUGAUGGGCUGUGGGAGCCUCAGGUCCACGGGGCCUCUGGGAGGCCCUGAUGUGCACACACCCACCACUGACUUGUGUUUAAGCACAGACUGAAUGCGAUUAGGUUGUCUUGUCUCUACAACACAUUUUGCACUGUAGGAUUGAAUUUAGCUUCGCUUUGGAUGAAAUAAAAAUUAUUUUU
Molecule: messenger RNA, 4597 nt
Organism: Myodes glareolus (Bank vole)
Lineage: Eukaryota; Metazoa; Chordata; Mammalia; Rodentia; Cricetidae
Gene: Scn4b
Product: sodium voltage-gated channel beta subunit 4
Biological process (GO): regulation of sodium ion transmembrane transporter activity; cardiac muscle cell action potential involved in contraction; regulation of ventricular cardiac muscle cell membrane repolarization
Cellular component (GO): voltage-gated sodium channel complex; plasma membrane
Molecular function (GO): sodium channel regulator activity; transmembrane transporter binding
Source: RefSeq, a predicted model, not a curated record